This is a messenger RNA of Symbiodinium pilosum, 174 nucleotides long. The record is from the annotation of a GenBank genome assembly. Lineage: Eukaryota; Dinophyceae; Suessiales; Symbiodiniaceae.
GUGGGAGCACAAGUGCAGCGACCAGUGGGGCUACAGCUGGUGCCAGGAGAAGACGAUGGCUUGCCCCAUCACCUGCGCUGACGACGAACAGGACUGCUGGAUCACACCAUAUGGUGCCGACGGCUUUCCGGACUGGAGUGCCAGCUACAACCAGACCUGCCACCCGAUCGACCA